AUGGUUACGUUAACAUUCCCUCUAUGGUGUUUAGCUUACUCCUCCCCUUUCCUCAUGUAUCUACCUCUUGCCUCACGUCCUUCAUUCCCACCCCCCGUCUCUCCCCCUCCUGUCUCCUCUCCUCCCCCUCCUGACUCCUCUCCUCCCCCUCCUGACUCCUCUCCUCCCCCUCCUGUCUCCUCCCCGCCCCCUCCUGUCUCCUCCCCGCCCCCUCCUGUCUCCUCCCCGCCCCCUCCUGUCUCCUCCCCCCCUCCUCUCACCGCCUCCCCCCCUCCUCUCACCGCCUCCCCCCCUCCUCUCACCGCCUCCCCCCCUCCUCUCACCGCCUCCCCCCCUCCUCUCACCGCCUCCCCCCCUCCUCUCACCGCCUCUCCCCCCCCUCCUUCCCCGUCGCCUCCGCCCCCGUCUCCAUUCGCCUCGGGUAAAGCCUGCCCCGCAUCCACCCUCCCCGGAUACGCCUACCAGCUCGCCCUGCUGCCGCCCAACCUCAUUCUCCACUGGGACCCCGUAUCCCCUAAGCAAGUUGACAUAGCAAUUGAAGCCAAGGCAGCAGGGAAGGCCAAGGCUGGGUGGAUAUCCGUGGGGUGGCCUACCAAGGCAGCCAUGGUGCCAGCCGACGCUGUCAUUGGGAACCUGCCUGGGGGCCGCGUGGCAACGUAUGCACUCAAGGGGUACCGCUCCUCUAAGCUGGUUCCCACCACAGCGAUCAAGAUUGAAAACGCGUCCACCACCAAGACAGCUGAUAGCUCCACCAUUAUCAGGUUCUCGCGCAUCAAGGGCACGGGCGUGGCUGCCAAGUUUGCCUCGACGGCAGUGUCUAAACUCAUCUGGGCCUUCUCCUCCACGGGGAGCUCGCGCCUCAACUUCCAUGACAACAACUUUGGAACUGCCAAGGUGGACUUCUCCUGCCGCGUUGCACCAUCCAGCGAUCCCUCUCCGGAUAUUGAGGAAGAGCUGUAG
Closterium sp. Naga37s-1 is the source of this 960-nucleotide messenger RNA. NCBI's taxonomy places the organism in Eukaryota, Viridiplantae, Streptophyta, Zygnematophyceae, Desmidiales, Closteriaceae. The record is from the annotation of a GenBank genome assembly.